UACCCGUUCACCAUCCAUCAUCCAACCACUCACCACCCCCGGCAACUGACAGCCGACCGCAAGACUCCAACUACUUACUUCUUCAAUCCUCAAGUAUUCUUUCUUGCUUAGCCUCUUUCAUAAUGGUGGAAAAUGUGACACGCGAGAAAGUGAGAUCGCUAUACGAGGUCGUUACUGGAGAAAAAGAGAAGCCCUUCGUCUCAAGUGAGCCCGGUUCAGAAGGAGAUAUUGAAGCAUCAUUUCUUUCAGAUUUUGGAAUUACUCUAGUUCCUUGGGAAAUCGAAACGAGCCCUGUCGAUUCUCCUUCAGUAACAUCGGUCCCGUUUACCCCAUUGCCUCUUUCAAUAACACACACCUACCGUCCCGAAAACGAUAUUCCAUUCACUGAUUACAUCCCACCGGAAGAUAGGAGUGACACCGAGGAUGAAGGGUGGUGGUCCGCUGAAAUCUGUUCUCGUGGUACGGUCCAGUCCUUCCAUACGUGGGCUCUUGCUAGUCGAAGGCUUCCGCGCCGGCAUACAAACUUAUUGGAUUUCUGCGGAGUACACCGCGUAACGUUCCCUAAUCCUUUCUUGCGUUGCUGCCCAAGAAUUGGAUGGUGUCCACCCAUUGGAGGUCACUGGGACAUCUGGUUUUUCAUUGAAUAUGAGAAGCAAAAUGCCUCAUCACUACCCCAUAUUGCCGUGGGGGCUUCCCAGCCGGUGAAUGCCAGGGAUAACUUCAUUCUAUAUGGAGAGCUUGCCGUAAUUCUUACUGUUAUGAGAGGCCGUGCCAACCAGCCAAAAGCAGAGAGUGAGGAGGAGAUGGAGAAUAUACAUGAUAUGCGAAGAGAAGAGCUUGAGGCAGCUUGCUGGAAGAGUCCAGCCUUCCCAAACGAGCAGAAGUUUCCGCUUCUUCUCUUUUCCUUUGUGGGCCCGCAGCAUGCAAGGAUACUCUGUGCUUCCAUGGACCAGACGCGGCUAAUAGUUCGGAUGUCGAAGCUUUAUAGCUUCGAGAGAAAAGAAGAAGCUCCACUUGAACUGUUCACGUCCUGGCUUUUUUCGCGCCCCGUGGUAAAUACUUAACUGUGUCUGAGUGUCAGUCCUGUGGAGUCUGAAGCCCUGGUCAACCUAUUGGUCGACUAUUCCAGCAGAAACUGCUGCAUGAGUCGAAUCGAUCAGGCCUCCAGCGAUGGACUCGCACCUCUCAGUGGUGCUGAAGUCUACUAAUAUGGGCAAUGACAUUUGGUGAAGCUACUACAGGCUCUGAAUUUCUACUUAGCGGAUUUAAAUUCUCGAGGAGGCUGGUGUGAAAUGACCAUGUUUCCUCUGGAUACUACACCUGCUUCCUAUCAGUUUGGGCUAAAUCUAACGCACAAAUUAUGAUUCAAUAUAGUGACAACUUCCAUAUACUGCUUCCAUGAUAGAAUCAAGUCUGCUAUAUAAGUAAAGUAAGUGCGAUGUUCUAUAGGCU
This is a messenger RNA of Aspergillus pseudonomiae, 1452 nucleotides long. RefSeq lists its product as uncharacterized. The record is from RefSeq and is a predicted model, not a curated record. Lineage: Eukaryota; Fungi; Ascomycota; Eurotiomycetes; Eurotiales; Aspergillaceae. The coding region runs from base 123 to 1064 and encodes 313 amino acids. The transcript has 2 exons.